AUGAAUGUUUUCGCAGCAUUACUAUUUCUAGUCUUAAGCUUAAAUAAUAACAAUCCUUCUUCUUCUUCUAAUAUCUCCUCCUCCACCUUUUUUUCCACAUCAAAUUUGUUCUUAAUUUCAGGUGAUAUUAGCGACAUUUUACCAACGAAUGGCUUUUCAUUAAUCGAUUUUAAAUAUAAUAAUAAUAAUAUUAUCGCAUACGAUUUAGGAGGAAGCGAAAAAAUACGAGCGAUUUGGGAUACUUAUUUUCCUGAGGUAUUUGGAGUAAUUUAUGUAAUUGACGGCAGUGACGAAGGUCGCCUUGAAGAAGCGGGUGAUUUACUUCGAAGUAUUAUAUCGAAUAAAGAUUUGAAAGGAAAACCUAUAUUAAUAUUAUUAAAUAAAAAGGAUCAAGAAAAUUUUAUAUUUUUGUCGGCAGAAGUAUCUCUAGCAAAUGAGCCUCUGGCAGUAUCUCAUUCUUCACAGGAAAUAUGCAGCGCCAUUCGCGGAACUGGAAAAUUCAUCGACCCAGCGAUAAAGGAUGGCUUUAACUGGUUACUCGAGAAUAUAUUCAAUGAUUAUGAAAAACUACAGUGUGAUAUAGAAAAUGCUUUAAAACUGCUGAAACAACGACACGAUGAAGAGAAAUUACGAAGGAACCACCGUCUCAAUCAAAUUGUCUCUCGGUUUGUCCAUUUCAUUUACAAUUCUCCCAUCAGUGCAUUCUUCUCUUAA
Dracunculus medinensis (Guinea worm) is the source of this 714-nucleotide messenger RNA. The record is from the annotation of a GenBank genome assembly. NCBI's taxonomy places the organism in Eukaryota, Metazoa, Nematoda, Chromadorea, Rhabditida, Dracunculidae.